GCCCUGCCCGUGUCCCCCCUCCGCGUGCGGGGCUUCUGGCCGCUGCUGACGGCGCUCUGCACCGCGCUCCUCUGCCUCUACCAGGCGCUGCGCGGCAGCGCGGCCGGCGAGGGCGCGGGGGGCCCGGAGGACGCGGCGGCGGAGGCGGCGGCGGAGGCGGCGGGGUCCGGGCUGCCGCUGCUGAAGGGCUCGGCGCUGCUGCUGCUCGGCUGCCUGCUGGCCCGCUGCUACGGCGCGACGGGCGGCGGCUCCGGGCGCGGCGGGGCGCGGGGCGCGGCGGGGGCGCGGCGCGGAGCCCUGGAGCGGUUCCACGCGCGGCAGCUGCGGGUGUCGCCGCACGUGCUGGGGCACAGCAAGGCGCACGUGGGCCGGGUGGUGGCCGAGCUGGUGCGCGCCGCCAAGGCGCAGGGGCUGCAGCCCGGCCCGCUGGCGCUCAGCCUGCGCGGGGACUUCGUGCGCAUCGGCAGCGCCUACGAGCAGCACAAGGUGCGCAGCCCCGACUGCUUCGACAUCCUGGUGCCCCUGCGGCUGCCGCCGCACCUGGAGCCGCAGCCGCGCUGCGCUGACGGGCUGGGGCCGUGCGGCGCCUUCGUCUGCGGCCUGCGGGCGAGGGACGGCUGGACACGACGCUGCCGGCCCUUCGCCGAGGGCUUCUGCGUGGAGCUGCAGGGCCGCAGCCACCUCUCCUCGGGGCUGGUGCUGCGCUGGUUCCAGGGCCAUCUGCAGCGGUGCCUGGGCGCCGUGCGCUAUCGGCUGCAGGAGCGGUGCCGCGUCAGCCUCUCGGCGUGCCCCGGGCAGCCCCCCACGCUGCACAUCCUGCCCUGCUCUGACUACGUGUGCUGCCACAUCUCCAUGGCCGUGCGCCUCAUCCCGGCCAUCCCUCUCGGCGACGCCCUCUACCUCACGGCCCUGCCGCCCGGGGGCCCCCACGGCUCCCCGGCCCCCGAGGCGCUCUGGGGCCUCAACGCCUCGCGGCAGGAGCAGCGGCUGCUGGGCUGGCUGAAGGAGCAGGCCCCGGCCGCCUCCUGCCACCUCAAGUGCCUGCAGAUCCUCAAGGGCCUGCGGGACCUCCGCGGGCACGGCCUGGAGGAGCCGUUCUGCUCCCAGUGGGGCCGGGUGCUCUCCUCGUACGUACUGAAGACGGCCCUCUUCUCCCUGCUGCUGCAGGGGCCCUUGGAGGCCUGGGAUGAGCAGUUCCUGGUGGAGCGGCUGGAGGACCUGGUGCUGUACCUCAGGGACUGCCUGCGCAAGCAGGUGCUGAUGGAUUUCUUCCUGGGCAACACCAGCCUCCCCGAGGCCGUGGCGCUGCCCCGGUUCCUCAAGGAAGCCGCCCCUGUGAACUUGCUGUCUGCUUUUGACGGGCCCACGCUGGACCUUGUGGCCUUCCAGCUGGUCAGCACGUGGGUGCAGGCCCCGCACAUCAUCAGGAUGUACAGCAGCCCCCGGUACUGGCGCCCGGUGCCCGCCCCGUGCCGCCACAGCGCUGAGGCCAAGCGGGAGCUGCCAGCGGGAGAGUGAGCUGGGAGAGCUGCUGGCACCUGGGACUCUCCAUCACACACUCCAGACUCACCGGUGCUGGGAAAGCUGCUGGCACCCGAGACUCUCCAUCACACACUCCAGACUCCCCGGUGCUGGGAGAGCUGCUGGUACCCAAGACUCCAUCACACACUCCCGGCUCCCCAGUGCUGGCACCCCAGACUCUCCAUCGCACACACCCAGCUCCCUGGUGCUUCAGGAACCUGCAUCUGCCUGAGGAUGCUGGGACUGAUGAAUUGUGCUUCUGUGGUUCUGUUCCUGCCCUGAGAAGAGCGGGCCAAGACUUACUGAAGUUGUGAUUUUCAUUCUCAUUGGUUUUACGUGGGGAAAUUCUGACAUUUCUGGGGAAAUGCCUUAGUCCUCAAGCCUUUGGUUUACAGUUUGCAAACUAAAAGGCUCAAACUGAAAUUUUUAGAAAUCCGUGUUAACUUCUUGUCUUAGUGGCAAAAUAGCUUUUUCUGAGAUUUUCUUUUUAUGAUGCAAAAUCCAUGUGGGAUUUAAAAAUCUUCCAAGUGCAAACAGCUCAUCCCCCAUCCAUCAAUGUACCAAGAUGUUCCUAAAAUGUGAUAAGCACUAGAGCAUGGGUGUGGAUCACAGUUUGAAAUGCUCAAUGCCAUGCUUUAAAUUUCCUGGGUAAUCGAGCACAUUGUGCUGAACAGAAAUGUAACACAUGUUAAUGUAAACUUGAGGGAAGGAGUGAAACUGCUCUUAUAACAGGAUGAAGAAUCUAGUUUUACAUUUGUGUUCAAGUGAAGGUUAUAUUGAAGGAUUGAAGUGCAGAUAGAAGGAAACAAAUAGCACUUUAUUUUCACAAAGGCCUUAUUUUUAGGAUAAUUGGCUGCACUAAAUAUUGCUAUUGAGGAGGCAUUAGUGUUUUGUUAGAGUGGUAGUUAAAUUACCCCAAGGAAAACCUUUUAAAAGAAAUACUCUGAGGUUCAUUAGUUUGUGGGUUCUAGUUGAGUUCUAUUAUUUGUUUCUGUAUUCAAGUAUUAUUUCCUUAGAAUAUGCUUUACCUCAAGGACCAACAACAAAAUAAGAAAUUCUCUAUUAUAUUUUGGAACAAACUUUAAACCAGUCCAAAUCUCAGUGCCAUAAGUUGACUGUGGCACCCUCCUGCUCCCUGGUAGGAGUUUGGUAGGAUUUUUGGAUAGCUGCCUAACCAGUUGUCUUGAUUGUGUCAGUGUUUGAACCAAAUAACCUUGAUGGAAUUUUCUAGUGCUGUAUUAUAGCAAAUUGUUAUUUUUUUAUGGGGAGAAGAAAGUAAAAUAUUUCAGGGUACUUCAGAAUUAUUUAGCAGUGAUUCGUGGUACAGUAGCAGUCCUGGGCUACAGAUUCUGAUGCCCUCUGAGUAUAAAUAUCAGGCAGAUAAUUGCCACUUUUUAUCUGGUUAUGUCCCAGUUGCUGGAAUAACCUGGUGAGUUGUGAUGCAGCCAGGUUUGCAAGUGUCCUUACAAUGCAGGUGUACCAGGGUAUCAAAAAAUUCAGAAAUUCAAAUCCUUACUUUUUUUGGUCACCUGCUCAAGCAUUCAAUGUAUUAAGUCCCAAAAUGUAUUGCUGGUGCUCAGGAAGCUAAGCAAGUGCCUUAUUACCUGCAGUGCUGUGUCCUGAGAGAGCACUCCCAAAUUGUGAAGGACCACCAAGUGUAACUUCUGGGGAGCUUUAGGAUAGCCUGAAGUAACUAACCUGCUCUUCCUCUCCCUGGUGAAUUGGUGUGCCUUACUCACAGUUCUGUGCAUCAGAACAUGAAACAAACAUUGUCAGAAUCUAUGAAGCUUUAUACAAGUCUAUUUUUCUAAAUGGAAACACUCCCUAGGCAGAUGUUUGCCUACUUUUGUCUAUUUCUUUAACUGCUCUUGCAGUCAUAUUUUCAGGUAAUUAUGGCAUAGGUCACACCCACAAGCUGGGUUAUUUUUGUAUUCGAAGCCCUGUGCUUCUUUCUACAAAUACAAAUAGUGUAUUUAUAGGUAGUAUUGAUCAAAUGUUCUUUGCACAUGGUAUUUAAGACUAAGUCAGCUACAUUCUGGGUUGUUGGGUUUUUUUUGUAGCAGACCAUGAUAUGUACUAUUUUUGCAGGCUUGUGUUUCUUGGCAUUUAAAAUAAGAUUCAAGAUUCAGUUCUGCAAUCAAAGCCAUUGAAUCUUUUGCCCAAAGAAGAACUAGAUGGCCAGCCCAGAGUCCUGUGGCUGCCUGAACUCUUGACAUGAAAAUCCUUGAGUUGUUAAUUCUGGCAUCAUGAUCACUUCAGUCAGCUGUCUGUCUGUUUAUAUCACUGCAUCCCUGUCUCUGGAAAGGGAACUUUUCUCUGGACAGGGGUGUGAAUUUGUUUACUAUGGCCACAAUACAUGGAAAUCUGUAAUGGACUUGGUAAGGAAUUCCUCACUAAAAUGUGGUAAGGUCAGGAGAAGAGAAUUGCAUUGGAAAAUACAUGACAAGAAGAGAUGGUAGAGAAUGUAAAUAGUUUAGAAAAUGAAAGUUGGGCUGAGGGGUGAGUGACAAUGAUGGUAAACUCUCAGUGAGGAUGCACUGCAAACAAGCCAAAGGACAUGGGGUAAAAUUGGAGAACUAUUGAAAGGAAGUGGGUUUGGAGUGUAGGGUAAAGAGAUUUAAGUGGGUUUUGUUUUGACAAUAUUUCCAAAGCAGUUGAGUCCAUCAGGGUAAAAAGUGAGGCAAGCCCUCAGUUCAUUAGCUAUGCAAGUAGAUCUUCAGUGUGAGUUUUUGCUCAGAAGGCAUGCUUUGAGUUGAUGAUGGAGAAAAUGCAUGUGUCUGCUUUCACCUUGAGCUUGGGUGAGCCUUGAGGUGAGGGGCAUCCUGCCAUGAGGCAAUGUGUGUGCACUUGGUGGCUCAGGUGUACAACUGAGAUAUUAAAUGUAUUCCCCUUAUCUGCUCUAAAGCAUGCAUUCAUGAAUAGCAUUGAUGAAAGGAGCUGACAGAAGUUGGGUUUCUGUUACAGCAUUCAUCUUAUUCCACAGAAACAUGACAGCACUGGUGCCUGCUGCGUGCUGGGGCUGUUUUCAGGGCCUUAUCUCCAGGAGGUGUACAGAGAGCUUGACCCAUAUGAGUAAUCCUGUGGCCCUUUUGCCUUCUUCCUCCUCUCCCAGCCCAUGGAUACACAGCAAGGUUAUGCUUACCUGUUUGCUAAGGCUGUAGCUGUUGAAAUGUACCGUGGAUUCAGUAGGGUUGCCUGUAUGUGUGUAAACAGAAACACAAACACAGAAAAAGGAGCAAGUUAUUUAGCACUAACACAGGCUCUUGGUUCUCUUACCUGCAACCUAAUUUUGCAAAGUCUGUGCAAAUGAAGUUGUUUUUAUUCAACAUUGAUUGGGAAGAGGAGUCAGACCUGCAAGAUAAUAAGUUAAUUUACAGUACCAAAAUUCAUGUAUGUAAUUUCAUUUUGUGUUGAAAAAUGCUCUCUAUUUCUCAAAGGCAUUAUAUUUUAUCUGACCAAAUAUCUUGCAAACAUUCCUCUUUUGAUUUCGAAUCUCUGUGGAGUAAUGUAAAUUUUAAGUAUCUUUUUGUAAUGGACAUUCCUGGUACAACUAUUUUUUGCUGGUUAAUCAUAAGACCAAAGAGGAAACUGAAGUGUUCAGCUGCUAAUGUUUUGGUUUUUUAAGUGUUUAUAGGCUCAAAGUGUCAGCCCAUUUUAAUGAAACGUUUAUAAAUUCAUUUCCUAUUUAAUUCCAAAGUACAUUUGCACUUUUAUUGUUUCCAUAAAAAGUUGGUGGUUUUGUUUGAAUAUUUCACUGUCAUAAUAAACAGCUGUGUUAAAGCA
Molecule: messenger RNA, 5304 nt
Organism: Melospiza melodia melodia
Lineage: Eukaryota; Metazoa; Chordata; Aves; Passeriformes; Passerellidae
Gene: ITPRIPL2
Product: ITPRIP like 2
Exons: 1
Source: RefSeq, a predicted model, not a curated record